Messenger RNA from Colletotrichum graminicola M1.001, 1074 nucleotides. RefSeq names its product NAD dependent epimerase/dehydratase. Bases 1 to 1074 code for a protein of 357 amino acids. The transcript has 4 exons. Lineage: Eukaryota; Fungi; Ascomycota; Sordariomycetes; Glomerellales; Glomerellaceae. Gene Ontology annotation, molecular function: oxidoreductase activity, acting on the CH-OH group of donors, NAD or NADP as acceptor. The record is from RefSeq and is a predicted model, not a curated record.
AUGGCUUCCCUUACCAAUCCCGCGAUUCCCAGAGGGUCACUUGUCCUAGUGACAGGCGUCAAUGGAUACCUCGGUUCGCAUGUUGCAGACCAAUUUCUUCAUUAUGGCUACAAUGUUCGCGGUACCGUUCGUGAUGUCGCCAGCAAUGGCUGGCUCUGCGACCUGUUCGAGGGCAAGUACGGCAAGGGAAGAUUCGAGCUCGUGGCAGUGCCAGACAUGAAUACCGAGGGAGCAUAUAACGAGGUGGUGAAAGGGACGUCGGCCUUCAUCCACGUUGCCGCUGUUGUCGGGUUUACACCCAACCCACACGAGGUGAUCCCGAUUACCGUUGCAGGCUCCCUCAACGCAUUGAAGGCAGCCUACGCCGAGCCCGGCGUCAAACGGUUUGUCUUGACCUCGUCCUCGUCAGCGGUCGUCCCCGCAGACCCCGUGACGUAUAAACAACAACCCCAUGUCAUCACGCACGAUACUUGGAGCGCGGAUGCCGUCGAGCUAGCGUAUGCCCCUCCGCCGUACACACCGGACCGCAGCAUCAUCGUCUACAGUGCCAGCAAAGUCGAGUCUGAGAAGGCGGUGUGGGAGUAUCACAAAGAACACCGACACGCACGACCGGACCUGGUUGUCAACGCGGUCCUUCCGAACACAAACUUUGGCAAGUGCCUCGAUGUGGCAAACCAGGGCUACCGCACGAGUGCAAGAUUCAUACUUUGCCUCUGGAAAGGUGUUGCGAUCCCAGAAGCCGCCAGAACACCUUAUUACUUUGUAGACGUACAGGACACCGGCGUACUUCACGUUGCGGCGGCUGUUCUGCCAGAGGUCCAAGACGAGCGCAUCUUUGCGUUUGCAGAGCCGUUCAACUGGGAUAGAGUGCUGGCUAUCCUGCGUCAGCAGAACCCCGAUCAUUCGUUUGGCGAUGAUUUUGAGGGCACGGAGUUUCCGCAUACCAUCGAGCCCAGAGACAGAGCAGAGACUUUGUUGAAGAAGAUGGGUCGUCCGGGAUGGACUUCCUUGGAAGAUAGUCUCCUGAAUAACACGGAGAGCCUGCGCAAAGUCGAAACCUCACCGGUAUCGUGA